CUUGCGGCAUGACCUAGAUAUAUUCUUGUGUCACCAGAUCAGAUAUCUGAUAUCUCUUGCUGAGAGCCUUCAAGCAUUUCCAUAGAUUGUGUCAAACGAUGUGUUACACUUUUGCUGUGACAGAUCUCUAUCUUUAGCUUCAUUUGAAUACCGUUCUAGUUAUUGAUUUGCAAGCCUUUCUGUUGCCAAUGUUGGCUUCCGGCUCCCCCUCUACUGUUUCUGCUAUUGAAUCUGGCCCUCCUAAUGACCCUGUAAAUGAUGUUCAACUUGAACCUCCCAAUGAUCCCAAAGCCACUUGCUGGGUUGACCCUGAUAAUCUUGGUGAGAAUCGAGGAUCUGACCAUCCUGAUAGCCAAUCACUUUUCACUCUCAGAUCUCCCAGAUCUAACGGUCCUCCCAAUGAUUUUCAACAGUUUCCACCCAAUGCUACUCGCUGGAUUGACUCAGAUAACCUUAAUGAGUCCCUAAGAUCUGACAUCUCAAUCAUCACAUACCGAUCUAACCAUCCUGACGGCCUUUCAUACGCGACUGUCCAAUCUGAUCCUCCUGAUGACCUUUCAUAUGCCACCAUCCAAUCUGAUCCUCCUGAUGAUUCUCUAAAUGGCGUUGACCCUGUCUUACCUAACGACACUCAGAAUGACUCGCCGACUGUGCCAUUGGAAGUAAAGAGUCUGACUGCUGAUGAGAAUGAGAUACAGGCAACAAUUGACAUUUUGAAAAAACAAGUUGCUGCCGAGCGCUCUCUUUAUGUAAAGAAGCGGAUGCAUGAAAACACGAGGAAAAUGGUUGAUGUUGUUAAAGAUCUUGCAAAAUUGUCGAAGGAGAGAAAAAGCAAGACCAUUGAACCAGAAGCAAGGAUAGAUUGGUUGGCAAAGAGGCAGAAAGAUGCCAUUGAUAUGCAUAAUGGAAUUAACACCAGCAAUGGAGAUGAUGGUGGGGAUAGUUCUCAAGAAGAUGGUUAUGCAUCUUCAGCUAUUCUUCUAGGAUCAAGUAUUGCAGUCAAGAACGCUGUCCGUCCGAUUAAACUUCCUGAAGUUAAAAAAAUACCUCCCUAUACUACAUGGAUUUUCUUGGACAGAAAUCAGAGAAUGACAGAGGAUCAGUCAGUAGUUGGUCGAAGGCGAAUUUACUAUGAUCAGAAUGGUGGUGAAGCUCUGAUUUGCAGUGACAGUGAGGAAGAUAAUAAUGAGGAAGAGGAUGAGAAGAAAGAGUUCACGGAGUCUGAAGAUUACAUAUUACGAAUGACUGUCAAAGCAUUAGGAAUGUCAGAUCCUAUUCUGGAUCUGUUGGCUCAGUGUUUCGCUAAAAAGCCUGAUGACGUUAAGGCAAGACAUGAAGAUCUUAUUAAGGAAGAAAGUCGUCUGAGCUCGGCUAACAACACUAAUGUUGAUGGUUUCAUAAGUGCAUAUUUCGACAAGAAUCUUGAGGGAGCACUAGACUCAUUUGACAAUUUAUUUUGUCGCCGAUGUCUUGUCUUUGACUGUAGAUUACAUGGAUGUUCACAAGAACUGAUAUUUCCUGCUGAGAAACAACCUCCAUUGAACUUGCCGGAUCCAGAAAAUGAACCCUGUGGCACAAAUUGCUACCGGCUGGUCUUAAAAUUAGAAGGUGAUCCACUUAAGAAAUCAUCUGGAUCUGCAACUUUCGAAGAAAAUGUUUCACUGCCAUCUGAAGCUGGUGCUUUGAUGUCAAGAAAGAAGCACCUGGGGCCAUCUGUAAAAGGGAGAUCAAAAUCUUCGCAAAGCGACUCUGGGGCUUCAUCAAGUGCCAAAAAUAUAUCAGAAAGCAGUGACUCUGAGAUCAGACCCCCAACUGAUGCAGCAAGCGCUCUGCCACCUAAGAGCAGCGCUGCAAAAGGGGGUACACAGAAGCGAAACAGCAAGAGGAUAGCUGAGCAUAAGCUAGUUGCAACAAGAAAGAGGCAGAAGAAAAUGUUAGCAUCUGAUGGUGAUCCUCCUUUGGAUAAUGGCAAACCUCAGCAGACUGAACCUUCUGAUUUCCAACCAAAUCAUGUUAUUGAUGAACAAGUAAUGCCUUCAAACAGUGAAUCAUUAAGGAAAGAGGACUUGGGGGAUGAAAAUCUGCAGAAGCAAGAAGUUAAUGAUGAUAAGUCUUGGAAACCAAUUGAAAAGGCCCUCUAUGAGAAAGGUCUCGAGAUUUUUGGCAGGAACAGUUGUUUGAUUGCGAGGAAUCUGAUGACCGGCUUGAAAACUUGUUCCGAGGUCUUUUUAUACAUGAAUAGCUAUGAGAAUAAACUCCUAUCUCAAGAUGAAGAUGGAGCAAAUGCUCUAAUGGAGGGCUAUUACAAGGGUAAUGGAGUCCGAAGAAGGUCAAGAUUCUUACGCAGAAGAGGUAAAGUUCGCCGUUUAAAGUAUACAUGGAAGUCUGCUGGAUACCAUUCAAUCAGGAAGCGGAUCUCUGAGAGGAAGGAUGCACCUUGUCGACAGUAUAAUCCGUGUGGAUGUCAAGGCCCAUGCGGAAAGGAGUGUCCAUGCCUUGUAAAUGGAACCUGUUGCGAGAAAUACUGUGGAUGCCCAAAGAGUUGCAAGAACCGAUUCAGGGGUUGUCAUUGUGCCAAAAGCCAGUGUCGAAGUCGUCAAUGCCCCUGUUUUGCUGCUGACAGGGAAUGUGACCCUGAUGUGUGCCGGAAUUGCUGGAUCGGUUGUGGUGAUGGCACACUUGGGAUUCCUUCUCAAAGAGGUGAUAAUUACGAAUGCAGGAAUAUGAAGCUGCUUCUUAAACAACAACAAAGGGUUCUACUUGGCCCAUCUGACGUUUCUGGUUGGGGAGCCUUUUUAAAGAACACUGUCAGCAAACAUGAGUACUUAGGGGAGUAUACUGGUGAACUGAUUUCUCAUCGUGAAGCUGAUAAGCGUGGCAAGAUAUAUGAUCGUGAAAAUUCUUCAUUUCUGUUCAAUCUCAACGAUCAGUUUGUCCUUGAUGCUUUUAGGAAGGGUGACAAGUUGAAGUUUGCAAAUCAUUCCCCUGAUCCAAAUUGUUAUGCAAAAGUCAUUAUGGUGGCUGGAGAUCAUAGAGUCGGCAUAUUUGCCAAAGAACGUAUUACAGCUGGCGAGGAACUCUUCUAUGAUUACCGCUAUGAGGCAGACAGAGCUCCUCCUUGGGCUAAGAAGCCUGAGGCAUCUGGAAGUAAGAAAGAUGAUGCUGGUCCUUCAAGUGGUCGUGCUAAGAAGCACACAUGAUUUAGCAUUUAAUAUCUGUGAUUCUUUUUCUGAUAGAACCAUCAUUUCUUGAGUACCCGUAAACGCAACUUUCUAUUUAUUCCUUGGUGCAAGAUUUUAGCUUAACAAAUGAUUUUUUGGCCCAUUCUGAUGCUGAGUUUGUUUGCCAAAGCGGGAAGCAAGUAUAGGCUUACUGAAUCAGUCAAGUCUUCUUGUUAGGUUAGAUUUUGGUACAAAGGCAACUCAUUCAAUGUAUUCUUUUGAUAUCUGAGAAUGUUUAUGGCCAAAAGCUUAGGAAACUUCAGACAAGAAUAUUUCUGCUUUGUUUUUCUGGAUGAUUUUGAAAUUCGACAUUAAAUUAUCUGAAACUUUUUAUAUUUCAUGGUGUGGUAUCUCGACCUGUGUUUUUGGAUGCGUUGAGUUCUGAAUGUUCUAGAAUUUUUUUUAUUGUCUCUGGUUUCAUGGAUUGUCUAGUUCAAGUAAUAGAAUGGUAUCAAAGUCGGG
Molecule: messenger RNA, 3683 nt
Organism: Oldenlandia corymbosa var. corymbosa
Lineage: Eukaryota; Viridiplantae; Streptophyta; Magnoliopsida; Gentianales; Rubiaceae
Source: the annotation of a GenBank genome assembly